Salvia hispanica is the source of this 1459-nucleotide messenger RNA. Its product is annotated as E3 ubiquitin-protein ligase SPL2-like. NCBI's taxonomy places the organism in Eukaryota, Viridiplantae, Streptophyta, Magnoliopsida, Lamiales, Lamiaceae. Gene Ontology annotation, molecular function: ubiquitin-protein transferase activity. The record is from RefSeq and is a predicted model, not a curated record. Gene Ontology annotation, biological process: organelle organization; protein ubiquitination.
GGGGGAAGAAAUAGGCGACAAAUUCACAACACACAGAGCAAACCGGAGAAGAAAUUCCGAGCACUCAAUCAGCGGCGGAAGAGAUGUCGAUGCACGACCGCGCCACGGCGGCGGUCCUGGCGCAGAUGAUGAUGGCGGCGGACGGCGCCUUGUUCGGCUUCGGCGUCGCCUACGUGGCGUAUCGCAGCGUCCGCAAAUACGCGGCCACUGCAUCCGCCCUACGCAAAAUUCGCGACGCGCCGGAGGUUCAGCCGUCCGAUCUCCGCUCGAUUCUCACCGAAGGCGACGAUUCUACUAGCUCGGAUCCUGACGGCGGAGAGUCGUCCAGCUCGAAUGGGGGCGGGAGAUUGGUCAUCGUUAGGGGUAGUGUGGAGGUGAAAUCGGCCGCGGAGAAGGCGAAUUGGAAGGCCUUGAUGGGGAGUAAUUUAGUCGCUUCGAAGGCUUCUGGUGAAAAGGGGGUGAUUUUGCAGAGAACUCAAACUUGUAUAUACAAUGAGUGGAAGGGGGUUUUUGGAUGGACUGCUGACCUGCGCAAUAUGAUUUCUGGAUCCUUGAAAGAGCAUGAGACAUCGUCUACGAGGAUGGUACCUUUCAUUCUUGUUGAAGGCACGAAAUGGCCGCACUCUGAUUAUGUUGUUGUCAACAUGGAAGGAUCAAAUCACCCGCUACCUCUAACAACAGUUUAUCAGCACUUGCAGCCUAUUAGUGCUACUCCUUUAACGUUCCUGCAGGCAAUUUGUGGUCUUGAAUAUCCUGUUGGAAUGCUCUAUGAGGAAAAAAUUCUCCCUCUUGGGAAGGAUAUAACUGCUGUUGGAAUCUGCAGUCUAAACAACGGGGCUUUUGAGAUAAAAGCCUCCAAGGAUCUUCCUUGUUUCCUGUCUGCUUUGACAAAAGAUCAACUCGUGGUAGAUCUUUCCUUCAAGACAAAAGUGUUAAUGUGGAGUGGGCUUGUUUUUGGAACCAUUGCUAUAGGUAUCCUUGGCUAUUCUGUUGCAAGGAACUGGACCAAGUAUAAACAGUGGAGAAGCCAGCGGCGAACUCAGCAGCAAAAUAACUCUACUAUCACUGGCACUGAAUCUUUGAACGAUGAAGUCUUGGAUGAAGAAGCUGAAGAAAUUCCCGAUGGAGAGCUCUGUGUCAUUUGCCUCAUGAGAAGACGGCGCUCUGCCUUUGUCCCCUGCGGACAUUUGGUCUGCUGUCAACGUUGUGCACUCUCUGUCGAGCGUGAGAUAUCUCCAAAAUGUCCCCUAUGCAGACAGACAAUCCGGAGCUCAGUGAGAAUUUACGACUCCUGAGAGUACUCAAGAUGCCUGCCAGAUUUAGCAUAGAGAUAAAUUACAUCUGUGUGAUAUUUAUUUUGUACUAACCGUAGAUUCAUUAGAAAGUAUUGAGAAUGUGACAAUACAUUUGUAUAUAUACUAAAUUUUGUGAUAUCAUAUUCGAUCCAUCUUCUCCUUCA